AUGGCACAGCAAGGCUUCGAGGAGGACCUCUUACGGAGAUGGUUUCCUGACAGCGCUGAAAAUGCUUCGACACUCUUUACCGAGAACGAUAUUCGCGGUAUCGCAGACGUCUUGACACGCUGUGCGCGCGAACGUUGGAGCCGUGUCCCGAGACUGUACAGCAUUCUGAGAAAGAUUGGUCAACUAGAUGCAAUAGACGCGUUUAUUGACAGCGAAAUUACAGACGUCUACUUCCCGUUCAACAAGAAUACCCUGCCAGAGGCGCUACGCGAUCAUUCGGCACGGCUCCAAUUCCUCGAACUACAACACCUGGUCUACAACACCGAAGCUCUUAACCUCGAGCGACACGCACGCCAUGGACACUUCGGCGAUUCAAAAGAGAUACCGCUCAAGAAGGUUGGAGAGCUAGGCAAGGGUGGAUUUGGAUACGUCGAUCGGGUCGUCAGCACCAUAAGUCAUCAAGAGUAUGCUAGGAAGCUGAUACUGAGAGGAAGAACGUUCAAGAAAGACAAGCAGGUUUUGAAGGACUUUACGAAAGAGCUUUCCAACCUAAAACGGCUGUCUCACAGACAUCUUGUCGAACUGGUCGGCAGUUAUACGGACAAGAAGUUUGUGGCUAUUGUCAUGCUUCCUGUAGCAGACACUAAUCUACAGACUUUCAUGGAGAGACCGGACUUAGACGAGAGAUCACGGUCCUUCCUAAGACCCUUCUUUGGCUGCUUGACUUCCGCACUGUCUUAUCUUCACGACCAUCAGAUCCGUCACAAAGACAUCAAACCCUCAAAUGUCCUCAUCAAAAACGAUCAGGUUUACUUCACAGAUUUUGGCACUUCACUCGACUGGUCGGGACGCGACAAUAGUACCACAGUAACAGCUGCGCCUGCAACUCCCCGCUACUGUGCACCUGAAGUCAUGGCCUAUCUCGAACGUAACUCCGCGGCCGAUAUAUGGUCCUUUGGGUGUGUCUUCUUGGAGAUGUGGACUGUUCUGAGAUGUCGCACAAUCAAAGACUUGAGGGCCCACAUGGGUGAACAGGGCACGGGUAUGGAAGCAUAUCAUUCCAACCCCGAAGCUAUCUCGAGCUGGAUUACACUCCUUCAACGACUACCUGGACCAUCUAGCGAUCUCAUCCCUGCUGACUGGAUCGUGAAUAUGUUGCACCAGAAGCCUCAAGCACGCUGGAACAUCCAUACUCUUGACAACUACAUUACCGAGGCGAGCGUCGAAUCUUCCAUACAGCAUACAUUCAAAGGGAUAUGCUGCCUCGAUCUAGAAGACGAGACAUCAGAAGAUAGUCAGUCAAAAUACUCCAUCGAGUAG
This is a messenger RNA of Alternaria arbusti, 1320 nucleotides long. RefSeq lists its product as uncharacterized. The record is from RefSeq and is a predicted model, not a curated record. Gene Ontology annotation, molecular function: protein serine/threonine kinase activity; ATP binding. NCBI's taxonomy places the organism in Eukaryota, Fungi, Ascomycota, Dothideomycetes, Pleosporales, Pleosporaceae. Bases 1 to 1320 code for a protein of 439 amino acids. The transcript is spliced from 2 exons. Gene Ontology annotation, biological process: peptidyl-serine phosphorylation; peptidyl-threonine phosphorylation.